AUGAAUCGACCUAAUCGGCCUCGCAAUCGCCAACCUCGCCCUCCACGCCAGGAGCAGAAUAAUCAACGGGGUGGCUCAUCACGACCAUCUCGGGCACCGGGAACACCACAACAAGCAGCAGGCACAGUCCCAAAAGUGCACCAGGUCAUACCCGGAGCCUCUGUAUUUAUCAUUCUGAAAGAAGAUCAGCCGACAGGAGAGGAGACAAAGGGAAUAGUACAAGAUGUACUCACACGAGGCAAUCAUCCACGAGGAAUCAAAGUGCGACUACGAGACGGCCAGGUGGGUAGGGUACAAAGAAUGGGCAACACCUCUGAAGCUACACCUGCGCCCUCAGAUGAGCCGAGAGCGCAAGCAGCAUCUUCAAGUUCAAGAUUUACUAUGCGAUAUACGGAUGUGAGACAGGACGAUGAGUUUGCUACGGGCCCGCCGCCUAGGAGCUUGGCAGAUUUCAUACCAGAUUUUGAAGAGAGUUCGACAAAUGCACCGAAUGCUGGAGUUGAGACGGUCAAAUGCCCUUUUUGCGACAAGUUUGAAGGUGAUGAGGUUGCUGUUACACAUCAUAUUGAUCAGGAGCAUUUGUCCUAG
Molecule: messenger RNA, 588 nt
Organism: Fusarium venenatum
Lineage: Eukaryota; Fungi; Ascomycota; Sordariomycetes; Hypocreales; Nectriaceae
Source: RefSeq, a predicted model, not a curated record